Messenger RNA from Anolis sagrei ordinatus, 1079 nucleotides. RefSeq names its product mitochondrial ribosomal protein L9 (gene MRPL9). Gene Ontology annotation, molecular function: structural constituent of ribosome. Lineage: Eukaryota; Metazoa; Chordata; Lepidosauria; Squamata; Anolidae. Gene Ontology annotation, biological process: translation. The record is from RefSeq and is a predicted model, not a curated record. Gene Ontology annotation, cellular component: mitochondrion; ribosome.
CAUGCGCGGAGGGUGCUGGAGGCGGGCAAGAUGGCGGCGCUGAGGGCAGUCGGGAGGGCCGCUUUCCAGGCAGCCAGGAAGAUCCCACAACAACAGCAGCAACAACAACAGCGAGGCUUCGGCCUUUCGCCUCCUCUGGGAACGGUCAUUGUGGAACGAUGGUGGAAAGUGCCGCUCAGCAAGGAAGGGCGCGAGCCGCGGAUGAAACACCGCCGUUUCCGCGUCUACCGUUUGGUGGAGGACACCAAGCACAGUCCCAAGGAGCCCCUGACCCUCAUCCUCACGCAAACUGUAGAGGACGUCGGCAACUGCUGCGAUGUUGUCUCGGUGGACAAGUCGUUCGGGCGCAACAAGCUCCUUGCUAAGGACAAGGCUGUUUACGCCUCCCCCGAAAACCUGAAAAUAUUUGAGGAGCAAAGACAGCUCCGUUUGGAAGGAAAGUUGCCGAAACUCCAAACCCACACGGCCGUGAAGACUGUCCGGUUCCUGCGAAACUGCACCCUCGAAAUCGGAGUGAACGAGUGUGAGCAGUUCGAGCUGACCAAGGAGAUCGUGGCUCGCCACUUCCUCCGAAAUCUCCGGGUUGUGGUACCUCCACAUACAAUGAAGCUCCCAGAGGAGCCCAUCACAGAACUGGGUGAUUACUGGUGUGAUGUCACGGUGAAUGGUCUUGACACCAUCCGAGUCCCAAUGUCUGUGGUGCAGCAGGCGUACCCCAAAUCCAGGGGUCAGCGGUUCUGGCUGGCCCGACACGAGCCAGAGGCCACCACGCCCGAGCAGUAAUGUGGGUUUGGGAAGCAGACAACAACCUGGAUGCAAUCCGGAAACGGAGCCCGACAUCACUUUGGGUUUGGACUGGAUCUCUCCCUCUGUGCAGAAUGGGGUUCCCCCAUAUUUGAGGACCAAAGGGGGGUGGUACCUGACGGUGGGAGGUCAUGUGUCACUGUCUGAAAUGUCUUUUGAGGAACAAGGUUUAAUUCCACCGAGUGGUUUUCCAGUGCAUUUCUGAACACACCUCCCAGAGAUGCAGGAAAAGUACGAACAUCAUGUCAAUAAAAAAUGUCUCUGUUCGUGUUGAA